Molecule: messenger RNA, 2480 nt
Organism: Paraphaeosphaeria sporulosa
Lineage: Eukaryota; Fungi; Ascomycota; Dothideomycetes; Pleosporales; Didymosphaeriaceae
Product: HET-domain-containing protein
Exons: 4
Coding region: 151-2436 (761 amino acids)
Source: RefSeq, a predicted model, not a curated record
AAGAUCGGUAUCGCAUCGCCACUGCCAUGCUUCCUAAGCCACAAUCCCGACUAGUCCUAGCGUGUUACACAGAUAUAGGGCUAUGAUCUUCCACCUCAAGGCUCCAACUUGUACACGAGCUCCUAACUCUCACAACCUAUUUUGAUCUCCAUGUCUAGAGAAACACAUCUAUGCGACAGUUGCUUGAGCAUUUUCUCAAAGCUUACAAACCUACCCACCGACCUAGGCCCAAAAGAGUACAUCAGUUCUGGCCCCAACGGUAAAAGCGGUAGGCAGUGGCAGGACAAGACGAGCGGCAAUUGCUGGACAGACGUGUGUGGCAUGUUCCACGAAAGGUGGUGGAGUGCCAAAGAUGUAAGCAAAGCCGCUUUAAUUCGGUCCGCAGCGGAAGGUUGCUACAUCUGUGUCAGCAUUUGGAGGAGGUACUCGACUUUCACGAACACAGGCAUCAGAUAUCGUCCAGAUGUAGAAAAGAUUUCUUACGAGAUAAGUGAAGAUGGAGAGUCAUCAUUUUCGCUCAAGAUCACGGUGAUUGGAGCUCAGGAAUCGUGUGUGGGUUUAUUGUGCGGCAAGCCCAGGACUUGUUUCCCCUUCCGCGGCGUCCUUUCGAACUCACUGCCACCUAAGUCUGUUCAAAGCGACGUGGCCCCUACCACUCGAUCUCAACAAACCAUGACUCAAGCGAAAACAUGGAUCAACGACUGCAAGGAAUACCACAUGAAAUGCCAGCGGCAAGAGGACUCUUAUGAUCUCCCAACGAGACUUGUUCGUGUUGAUUAUGCAGAGGAUGGAGAUGAUCGUGAAAUAUUUGCUUCUCUAUGUCGGGGCAGCACAUUACCACCAGGCACGCAAUACCUAACGCUCUCCCAUCUAUGGGGCAAGCACGAAUUUCUCAAGUUGAUGAAAAACAAUGUCUGUCAAUGGGAAAAUUCGAUACCUACGAACCAGCUGUCCCCAAGCUUCCAGGAUGCACUCUAUAUGACGCGUUCUCUGGGCUUCAAGUUUAUCUGGAUUGAUAGUCUUUGUAUUAUCCAAGAUGAUUUACAGGACUGGGAACAGGAAUCUGAGGCUAUGUGCCGCAUUUACAAGGGUGCUGUGUGUAACAUAGCCGCGUCUGCACGUCAGACAAGCGAUGGACACGGCUUCCUUCCCUCGUCACGGUAUUUGGAACCUGUUGUCCCACCUUUGGUACACAUUGACUGGCACGCCUCUCCUGUCAUACAAAGCAGGAAUGUUUGUGGGAGGGAUUUCGUUAUCAGCGAAGCAUUUCCUCAGCGGAACUUGCGUACAGACGAGCUAUACGAUCGUGCAUGGGUUUUGCAGGAAGAGAUGCUGGCGCUGCGUACGUUACACUGCCAGGGUGAUCAAAUUUAUUGGGAAUGCAGAACUUCCAUAUGCAACGAGGUCUGGCCCUCAGGCUGGGCUACAUCCUUGGGAAGAUACCGCGAAAGCGAGGGCACAAUCGCGCCUUUCCUGCUCACUACUGAUGAUAUUGAAGCGUCUCAGGCAGGACUCGCAUACACCGUCUGGCUCGAGAUGGUAUCAAGUUACUCACGGCGAGCCAUAUCAUACGGCACAGAUCGCCUGCCAGCCCUCGCUGGUAUUGCAGCUGACACAGCGUUCCUUCUAAACGAUACUUAUGCUUCGGGCAUAUGGCAAAAAGCGCUUCACAAUGGCGUCCUGUACCAAUCUCGAGGGACCCUGCAAUCCUGUGAAGAACCCCCACAGCCCCUACCCUUGUGGGACAAGGUACCUAGCUGGUCUUGGGCGUCUCUGGAUAGACCAGUCGUCUUCGUUACAACUCGUCACCCUCCGGAAACAGAAGGUCUCUGUGAUAUCGAAGUACUCCCUGCUAUGCUCGGCCAACUGAGCGUUCUCGAGAUGACUGGCCCGCUCAUGCGGUUGGACUGGAUCAAGACCAGUCCUGAUGCAGUCGAGUGUCAAGCAAUGUGGAAGCCUGCGUGGGACGACCCAGUAUUUCACAGAAUCGGCCGCUACGGCGGGGAAGCAACCUGGGAGGUCCACGUGCAAGAAGACCACUGGUUUGCACAAAAGUGCUAUUCUGAGUCCUGCGCCCAUCCGAUCCCAAAGAAAGAUUACGGCGAGCCAUCGGAGAAGCCCUAUUUCGCUGCCCUCUUCGAUAACAUAUUUUUCAUGCCCGUCCUGUAUGAAGGCGAGCGAGAAUACAAGGUAGUGAGAUCGUUUGCCCAAUACGGAGGGAGGCCACGUAUCAUUGGUCUAUUACUGUGGGCAGAGCCAGGACAAAUGCGUGGUACAUAUCGUAGAGUAGGUACAGCGCAGCUCGCGCUUCGACGAAAAGAGGGGAAUGCCUUUUGUACCUUCAAGGAGAAGGUGAGCAUGUACCAAGCGGGCAUUCGUGAGGUAGACUCUUGUCGCUCCGAUGGAAAUGGACGAUACACGGUCCGUGUUGUAUGAGCUCUACCGUCCACUAUUGGUUUCGGCGCUGGGUAGACUCUUCG